UUGCUUUCUUGCCCAGACUGGACUCAAACUCCUGGGCUCAGGGUAUCCUGGCUCAUUCUUCCUGUCCUACUCUAAGUAGCUGGGACUACAGAUGUGCACCACGAUGCCCUAUUUUACUUUUUGAGAAUCUUCAAAACUGUUUUACGAAAGAGGUUGUGCCAUUGUACAUGUCCACUUGCAUUGUAUGAGAAUUGUACUUCCAAUACAUCAGUGCCUACACUUGAUGUCAGUUUUCAAUAAUUUAGCUAUUCUAAUUGUUAAAUGCUAUCCCAUUGUGGUUUUAGUUUGCAUUUCUCUAAUGAAUAAUGUGCUUAUUUGUGUUCCUGUUAUCCAGGCUGGAGAGCAGUAGCACCGUCUUGGCUUACUGCAAACCCUGCCUCCCAGGUUCAAGUGAUUCUCCCACCUCAGCCUCAUGAGUGGCUGGGAUUACAGGUGUGCAUAAUGACAGUGUCUUUUAAAGAACAGAAGACAUUAGCAGGCAUGAAAUCCAAUUUAUUUUAUUUAUUUUUAAAUAGAGAUGGGGUCUCACUAUGUUGCACAGGCUGGCUUCGAACUCCUGGGCUCAAGCGAACCUCCUGCCUUGACCUCCCAAAGUGCUGGAAUUACAGAUGUGAGCUACCGUGCCUAGCCUGUUUUUUUAAUGGAUCAUGGUUUCAGUGUCAACUCUAAGACAUUUUGCUUUACCUAAAUUUGCAAAGUUUUUUUUUCCCCUGUUUUCCUUUUAGAAGUUUUAUAGUUUUUGUUUGUUUAUUUUAACAGAGACGCACUCUGUUGCCCAGGCUUGAGUGCAGUGGUGCACUAUAGAGCAACUCUGGAGGUUGCUCACUGCAACCUCUACCUCUCAGGUUCAAGUGAUUCUCCUGCCUCAGCCUCCUGAGUAGCUGGGAUGACAGGCACAUGUCACCACACCUGGCUAAUUUUCGUAUUUUUAGUAGAGAUGGGGUUUCACCAUGUUGACCAGGCUGGUCUUGAACUCCUGACGUCAAGUGAUCCGCCUGCCUUGCUUCCCAAAGUGCUGGGAUUACAGGCGUGAGCCACCGUGUCUGGCCAGAAGUUUUAUAGUUUUAGGCUUUACAUUUAAUUCUAUCAUCUAUUAAAAGUUAAUUUUUGUCUGAGGCAUGGAUCUAAUUUUUUUUUCUUCAUAUAAGUAUCCUAUUGUAGCAUCACUUUUUCUUUUUUUAGAGAUGGGUCUCACUAUGUUGCUGAAGUGCAGUGCUAUGCACAGGCAUGAUUACAGUGUACUGUACCCUUGAAUUCCUGGUCGCAAAUGAUCCUCCUGCCUCAGCCUCCUGAGUAGCUGGGAUUACAAGUCUAUGCCACUGAUGCCUGGCCUGUAACACCAUUUUUUGAAAAAGUUAUUCCACCAAAUUGCCUUUGUACCAUUGUUGUGAAUCAGAUGUCCAUAUAUGUGUGGAUCUACUUCUAGAUUCUCUUCCAUUCCAUUGAUCUGUAUGUCUGUCUUGAUGCCAUUAAGGCACUGCCUUCAUUACUGUAGUGAUCUGAUAAGGGUUAAAGUCAUAUAGUGUUAGCUCUCCAACUUUGCUCUUUGUCAAAGUGUUUUGGCCAUUAGAGGUCUUUUGCAUUUCCAUAUGAACAUCAGAAUCCGUUUUUCCAUUUCCACAAAACACCUCCCAGAAGGGUUUUUUUUUUUUUUGAGUCUCACUCUGUCGCCAGGUUGGAGUGCAGUGGCGCCAUCUCAGCUCACUACAACCUCUGCCUCCUGGAUCAAGUGAUUCUCCUGCUUCAGCCCCCCAAGUAGCUGGAACUACAGGCGCAUGCCACCACACCCAGCUAAUUUUUGUAUUUUUAGUAGAGACAGGGUUUCACCAUUUUGGCCAGGAUGGUCUCAAAUCUCUUGACCUCAUAAUCCGCCUACCUUGGCCUCCCAAAGUGCUGGGAUUACAGUUGUGAGCCACUGUGCCCAGCAACCUCCUGGGAGUUUGAUUGGGCUUCCAUGAAUAUAAAGAUUGAUUUGUGGACCAUUGACAACUGUACAGAGUCUUUUGACCCAUGGACACGGUAGAUCUCCCCAUUUAUUUAGAUACUUAUUAAUUUCUCUCAGCAAAGUUUUGUAAUUUUUACUCUGCAGAUCUUUUACACUUUUCCUCAGAUGCAUCUAAAAAUUUUAUAUUUUUGAUGCCAUAAAUACUUAACUUGUUACUUGUAGUAAUAAAUAGUACAUGUCCAGUUCUUUGCUGACAUAUAAAAAUAUAAUUGGUGGUGGGGCACAGUGGCUCACACCUGUAAUCCCAGCACUUUGGGAGGCCGAGGCGGCUGGAUCACGAGGUCAGGAGUUCUAGAGUAGCCUGACCAACAUGGUGAAACCCCAUCUCUACUGAAAAUACAAAAAUUAGACCAUAAGGGUGCAAGGCCAGUUGCCUCACUGGGCGCUACAUAGACACACCCAUCCCUUUCCAUACCUGAUAACUAUGUCAUCAUUCCAAACGCAUUACUCAGCAUCUGGCCUCUCCAUGCGGGCUCCCCACACCCACCUCUACCUUCUGCAACACUCAGCACCAAACUAUGCACUCGACCUCGCCAAAAUUUAAAAGAAGCCCUGCCAAAACCUGCCCAAUAGCACAGCCUGCUCACCAGAAAUCCUGCCUACCUACCAAUAGCAGCUCGCCCUGUCCACGUCCUGUUUCUCCACAGCCAAUCAAACGCCUUCACUCCCUAUAAAACCCCAUGCCCGAAAAGAGUCAGGUGUGACUUCUCUGGCCCCUAUCCCUGGGACCAUGGAACCUUGCCCAGGAGCCGAUUAAAUUUCUUUAUUUCAAUAACUGGUCUCAGUUACCUCAUUCAAACCCUUGGCUAGCAGCCCACCAAACAACCAGUGGAGGAGGUCCAUCGAAACCCUCACAAAAUUCUUCAAAAGCCCUGCCCAGGCCCUGUUUCAAAUGUGGCCAGGAGGGACACUGGGCACAGUAGUGCCCCUGUUCUCAUCCACCUCCUGGACCCUGCUGCAAACAGACUGGACACUGGAAGGUUGACUGCCCAUCCCAGGCUGCAGGCUCACCCCCCACACCUCUAUGUGGAGGGCAGGCCAGUCCACAGGAAGCAGUCCCUUCGCUUGAACUUCUCGGCCUUCUAGACGACUGAUGCAACCCAGACUCGAGGACCCCCAUCACCCUUGCCGAGCCCAGGGUAAAGCUGCAAGUAGCAGGGAGUGAAGGCGUUUGAUUGGCUGUGGAGAAACAGGACGUGGACAGGGCAAGCUGCUAUUGGUGGGGAUAGGAAUGGGCGUGUCUGAGCUCCGGGCGAGUCAACCGGCCUUACGGGGACAGCCCAGCUGAGGUCUGGAGCAGGAUCCCGGGCUUGGGCCUCCUAAAGAUGACACAGCAGGCGCCAUUCUCCCGUUACCCCCACCGCCCAGGCUUCAGCUCCUAAGGAUCUUGCCUGUCCAAACCCAGAAGACAGUGCACGAAGCCAGGGGACAUCCGCCAUGCUCCAAACAGCUUGGCCUCAGAGACUGAGCAGGAACCUGUGGUUUCAGGAGUCAGUGGCUUUUGAGGACGUGGCUGUGUACUUCACCCAGAACCAAUGGGCCAGCCUCGACCCUGCGCAGAGGGCCCUGUACAGGGAGGUGAUGCUGGAGAAUUAUGCAAACGUGACUUCCCUGGUAGCAUUUCCAUUCCCCAAACCUGCUCUGAUCUCUCACCUGGAGAAAGGGGAAGCGCCAUGGGGACCAGAUCCCUGGGAUGCCGAGAUUCCAAGAGGCAUCAGUCAGGGUGGUGAGUCCUGGAUCAAAAGUGAAGGGCCAGUUAUAAAGCAGGAAGCCGCUGAAGAAACAGAGUUGCACAGAAUGCCAGUAGGAGGACUUCUCAGGAAUGUUUCUCAGCACUUUGAUUUUAAAAGUAAGGCAAUGAAGCAGACUUUCAGUCUAAAUCCAAAUCUGAUACUUCGAGGAGGAAUGAAGUUCUAUGAAUGUAAAGAGUGUGGGAAAAUCUUCCGAUACAACUCAAAGCUUAUUCGGCAUCAGAUGAGUCAUACUGGGGAAAAGCCCUUUAAGUGUAAGGAAUGUGGCAAAGCUUUCAAGUCCAGCUACGACUGUAUUGUACAUGAGAAAAACCACGUUGGAGAAGGGCCCUAUGAAUGUAAGGAGUGCGGCAAAGGUUUGAGUUCCAGCACAGCCUUGACUCAGCAUCAGAGGAUCCACACUGGAGAGAAACCCUAUGACUGUAAGGAGUGUGGAAAGGCCUUCCGCAGGAGCACCACGUACCUUCAGCAUCAGAGGUUACACACGGGGGAGAAACUCUAUCAAUGUAAGGAAUGCUGGAAAGCUUUUGGUUGUAGGUCACUUUUUAUUGUGCAUCAGAGAAUUCAUACUGGGGAGAAACCUUACCAAUGUAAGGAGUGUGGCAAAGCCUUCACUCAGAAAAAAGCCUCCAUUCAGCAUCAGAGAGUUCACACUGCGGAGAAGCCUUAUGAAUGUAAGGUGUGUGGGAAAGCCUUCAAAUGGUAUGGAAGUUUUGUUCAGCAUCAGAAAUUGCACCCUGCGGCGAAGAAGCCGGUCAAGCUUCUCAGGCCAUCCCUGGUCGGGCCCCAGUGCCCCUCUUUGGCCUUAUCUCCUGCUCUUCUCCAGGGGUCCCACACUGCUCCAGCCGUGGCUGUGCCUUCACUGACCUUCCCACAUGCUGUGCUCCUUCCUCCCUCUGGGAAUUUGUUCAUGCUGCUGCCUACAUCUGGAAUACCUUCAUCUGCCCAAAUAGUGCGUGUCUUCCUGGGUCUCACUCCCACUGUGAAACCUCCCCCAGUUAUUCUCACCCCUUCUUCUCACUCCUCAUGAGCUUUACCUUAGCAGCCUUAUGGCUCUUAUGCCUAGCAAAUCUCCAACCUAAUUUUAUUUUAUUUUUGAGCCAGGGUCUCUCUCUGUCUCCCAGGCUGGCGUGUGGUGGUGUGAUCUUGGCUCACUGCAACCUUCACCUCCUGGGUUCAAGCGAUUCUCGUGCCUCAGACCCCUGAGUAGGUGGGAUUGCAGGCACGCAUCACCAUGCCUGGCUAAUUUUUGUAUCUUUAGAAGACACGGGGUUUCACUCUGUUGGCCAGGCUGGUCUCAAACACCUGACCUCAAGUGAGCUGCCUGCUUUGACCUCCCAAAACGUUGGGGUUACAGGCGUGAGUCACCGUGCCCGGCCUGCAACCUAGUUUGAAUUUCAUUUGUAGUUUUUACCUCACCUUACAUGUGUUACAGUUGUUUCAACGUGAACUCCAUUAUAAUCUAUAUACAGUUAAAGACCGUGUUUCUAUCAUCUCUUCUGGAUGGAAGAUGGAAAUACUUAACCUUUGCGUUGUUCUCUUUUAGGCUGGAACAGCAGUGGCUGCAUCUGCAUCGUGGGGUUGCUGGUGGUAGAACACUUUGGUGUCAGGGAAGUUUGGAAGGGAGGAUAUCCCGGUAUUCGGCCAUUAUGAUUAGAGAUAAGCAAUCUGGGAGAAACAGGAGGGGCAUACAAGACCUGUGGCUGCUAACAGAGGAUUGAAUAAGCUUCCAGCAGUGGACCGUAGAGAUUAAUGGAGAUUGUUCAGUGGGCCCAUGGCUCGAUGGGGUAUUGAUACAGCUGAAGUUACGCUGCCCUGGCACAGACCUUUGAGGGUCUCAUACGUCUAUGCAAAUGAUAAUGGGAAGUAAACAGUGAAAAAAGAGUGAUAGCAAUCUUGUCUUUAAACAUGAGGUUUUGUUUUCUUUAGUUUUGCUCUUGAUAGCCAGAUGUUUCUUUUAACCUUUAUUUCCUAAGUAAAUAUACAUAAAUGCAUUCA
Messenger RNA from Callithrix jacchus (white-tufted-ear marmoset), 5754 nucleotides. The record is from RefSeq and is a predicted model, not a curated record. NCBI's taxonomy places the organism in Eukaryota, Metazoa, Chordata, Mammalia, Primates, Cebidae.